AAUCUUGAAGGUAUUCCAUCACAUUUCAAUUUUGCCUAUAUUAUGGGCGUCGCGUUAUUACAACAAAAGCAUCAUCACGUAAUUGAAGAGACAAUUGCAAAAUAUUCAGGAGAUUAUGAUAUUUAUUUGGUUUGUUCAAAUUAA
Messenger RNA from Funneliformis caledonium, 144 nucleotides. The record is from the annotation of a GenBank genome assembly. Lineage: Eukaryota; Fungi; Glomeromycota; Glomeromycetes; Glomerales; Glomeraceae.